GCGCAACGAGGUAGUUUCCGCGGCAGUGAGUGAGGAAGACCGCAGCCACCGCAGUGUCAGCAGGGUAUUGUGAGGUCCUGUCAUGUCAGCCUCAAUUUGCUUUAAAGAAAACUUCAACUCGGAAAAGGCAAAGGGCGCCUUAGAAGACAUUUUGGCCGCGUUCGAACACCCCGAGAACUACGCCAGAGUUCAAAACGCUAAAGAUGUGGCAGGGAACGACAUGCUCAAACACAUGCAGGUUGUUUUCCCCCUUCUCACGCAAAUCAAAAUGGAAGUAAUCGAGAACUACGGCUUCACGCCCGACGGUGAAGGUGUUCUGCAAUUCGCCCAACUCAUCAGGCAGCUCGAAAGAGAACACCCCGAUGUGGCGAGGCUGAAUGCUGAGCUGCGGGCUCAGUUCAUUCCGCCGAUGGUGCCGCCAUCAUUACCGGACCAUUGAGAACUCAGCCUUUACUCGGUGCUUGACGUCUUUCCGUCGCUACGUGGUUUAGUACCAAGUGCGUUCAGAAUUACGAUAUACCGUCGUUCCACGUUUUGACGAGCUCUCGGACAAUGUGUGCAUACUAAUGAAUGUGCAACUUGUUGACAAUAAAAAUUAAAACCUUUCGAUUUCUCUAA
Ixodes scapularis (black-legged tick) is the source of this 618-nucleotide messenger RNA. RefSeq names its product protein C10. The record is from RefSeq and is a predicted model, not a curated record. The coding region runs from base 83 to 439 and encodes 118 amino acids. Gene Ontology annotation, biological process: post-embryonic development. The transcript is spliced from 3 exons. NCBI's taxonomy places the organism in Eukaryota, Metazoa, Arthropoda, Arachnida, Ixodida, Ixodidae.